Messenger RNA from Rotaria sp. Silwood1, 2058 nucleotides. Lineage: Eukaryota; Metazoa; Rotifera; Eurotatoria; Philodinida; Philodinidae. The record is from the annotation of a GenBank genome assembly.
AUGAAUCAUUUAUCUGCAAAUUGCUCAACAUUAAAUAUUAUUGGUGAAAUACCUUUAGAAAUAAAUGUUAAUGGAAUAAAAACAACAAUUAUUGCUGAUGUUACAACAAAUCUUGUUACAAAUUUAAUAUUAGGUAGUGAUUGGAUCCAAUCAAACAAUGUUUAUAUUCUUACACCUGAACAACGAAUUAUGAUUCGAAGUCGAGGUAAAGAAGUAUCAACUCCUUUUGUAAAACCACCUCUUUUAAAUUAUCCAGUUACUCUUACUAAUCAUAUUACUCGUCCUCCUUUUUCAGAAAAAAUAGUAGAAGCACAAGUUCAACAUUACAAUAUGAUAGAUGUAUUAUUUGAAGCAAAUCCUCGAUUAAAAAAUAAAGCAUUAUUUACUGCAACUGCAUUACUGAACAUUGAAAAUAGACGAAUAAAAAUUAGUAUAAUUAAUGCAACGAAUCGACAACAAACACUUUCCGAAGGAACCAAAUUAGGUAUAGUGACACAAUUAUCUUCUACAAUUGGUGUUACCAUACCAUCAAAUUAUUUGAUAGAACGCAUUCCGGAAGGAAAAGCGUGUAAAGAGCUCAUUCCUGAAGGGAAAGGAGCGAAUAAAUCAAAUAAAUUAAAUGGUAACAACAUACCAACGAUAACACCACAUGGAAAACAACAUCAAUGUCGUAAAUGUUAUCAACAUUUUGAUACUAGCAAUGAAUUAUUCAAGCAUCUUAGAAAUCAAUGUUAUCCUGACGAAAUAAGACAGCAAAUAAAUAAAUUAACUGAACAUAUUAGCGAUGAUAAACAACGAGAACAAAUUUUAAAAAUUUUAUGGAAAUAUGGAAAAUUAUUUGACAUUAGUGAACCAUCAAAAAUUGAUAUAAUCUUAAAAAAUGCUAUUGAUACUGGUACACACCGUCCUGUUCAUACUCCACCAUAUAGAAAAUCAAACAAAGAUCAGGAAACCUUAAGAAAAGAAACAGAUAAAUUAUUAAAAAAUGGAAUUAUUGAAAAUUCAACAUCACCAUGGUCUUCACCUGUUGUUUUAGUAAAUAAGAAAGAUGGAACAACAAGAUUUUGUCUCGAUUAUCGUCGUUUGAAUCAAAUGACAACAAAAGAUGCUUUUCCACUACCAAGAAUCGAUGAUAUUUAUGAUCAAUUAACAAAAGCAACAUAUUUUACGAAAUUCGAUUUUAAAGCUGGAUAUUUUCAAGUACCAUUAGACAAAUUAGAUCGACCAAAAACAGCAUUUUCAACUCGAGAUGGACAUUUUCAAUUUAAAGUAUUACCACAAGGUCUUACUAAUGGACCACCAACAUUUCAACGAAUUGUUAAUCAAAUAUUAGGUCCAAAUAGAACAGAAAUAUUAUUUCUUGGACAUUUAAUUAAAGCUGGUACUAUUAAACCUGAUCCAGACAACAUCCGUGGUUUAACUGAUACAUGUGAACCGACAUCACCUGAAGAAGCAUUUAGAUUCGUCAAAGCAGCAGAAUAUUACCGAAAAUUUAUUCCAAAAUUUUCCACCAUCGCUGCACCAUUACAUAAAUAUUCUCCAGCAACAGUACAACAACAAAAGAACAAUAAAAAAUUAAAAUUUGAAUUAUCUGCUGAAGCUAGAACAGCAUUCCACCAACUCAAGAAAAUAUUAACAACUGAUCUUAUUCUCGAUUUACCUGAUGAUGCAUUAUUAUUUAAAUUACAAACUGAUGCUUCUGUAGAUGGAAUUGGUGCUGUUCUAUUACAAAUUACUCCCAAUGGUGAUCGACCAUUAGCAUAUAUGUCCAAGAAAUUAACAAAAGCACAAACUAAGUGGCCAACAAUUGAACAAGAAUGUUAUGCAAUAGUACAAGCAAUAGAAAAAUGGGACAAAUAUCUUCGUGGACAUGAAUUUAUGUUAGAAACUGACCAUGAACCAUUAAUUCAUUUUACAAACAAAGAACAAUUAAAUAAAAGAUGUGAACGAUGGCGAUUAAAAUUAGCUGAAUAUCGAUUUAAGGUGAAACAUAUUCAAGGUAAGAAAAAUUAUAUGGCAGAUUAUCUUUCAAGAUCACCAGUCGACAUAGCUGAAGAA